Messenger RNA from Triplophysa rosa, 1359 nucleotides. RefSeq lists its product as uncharacterized. NCBI's taxonomy places the organism in Eukaryota, Metazoa, Chordata, Actinopteri, Cypriniformes, Nemacheilidae. The transcript has 5 exons. Gene Ontology annotation, biological process: negative regulation of apoptotic process; regulation of mitotic cell cycle; protein autophosphorylation. Gene Ontology annotation, cellular component: cytoplasm. The record is from RefSeq and is a predicted model, not a curated record. Gene Ontology annotation, molecular function: ATP binding; protein serine/threonine kinase activity.
AUGGAUUACAUCAGCAUCCCGGAUUAUCCUGAGCCCCUUCCACGUGAGGUGGCUCUUCACAAGCUUGCCUGUGAGGGAAAAUUCGCUCCUGAGAUCGUCCGGCUCUUGGACUGGCAACUGUUUCCAGACCACUACAUCAUGGUCUUAGAGUACCCUUCUCCCUGCAUGGAUUUGCUUGAUUUUACUUCGAGCAAAGGGGGAAAACUCAACGAGGACUUAGCCAAAGACAUCAUGUGGCAGGCAACCAUGGCUGCUUACAUGUGCUGCCAACGGGGAGUUUUCCAUCAUAAUAUCAAAAUGGAGAACCUCCUCAUAACAACAGACACCCUAUUUGUCAAACUCAUCAACUUUGGGUGCAGCGAUUUACUUGAAACCUCAAUUUACAAGACAUUUAUGGGCACAAGAGACUAUGCCUGCCCAGAAUUUUUCAAAACGGGCAAGUACCAUGGCAAGCCGGCAACGGUGUNAAUCAAUUGCUGCCAGUAUGAGAUCGGCAGAGAGCUGGGCCAAGGCGGUUUUGGAACCGUCUAUGAGGGAACCCGUGUGCGGGAUGGCGUGAAGGUGGCAGUGAAAGUUGUCAGGAAGAACGAGCAUGUAAUGAAGGAUUACAUGGACAUCCCGGGUUAUCCUGAACCCAUUCCUCGAGAGGUCUAUCUUCAGAUGCUUGCCUGUAAGGGAGAACAUGUUCCUGCAAUCGUCCAGUUUCUGGACUGGCAGGACCGUCUGGACCACUAUGUCAUGGUCCUGGAGUGCCCUUCUCCCUGUGAGGACCUGUUGAGUUUCAUGGUGCGCGCAGGAGGCAGACUCACCGAGAAAACAGCGAAGGAUAUCAUGUGGCAAGCGACUGAAGCCGCUGAAAUCUGCAGCAUACGGGGAGUUUUCCAUAGGGACAUAAAAUUGGAAAACUUCCUGAUUAACCUGAACACGCUGGAGGUCAAACUGAUCGACUUCGGGUGCGGUGAUCUGCUUAAAAACUCAGCUUACACAGAUUUUAUGGGUAUGUUUUAUCACUUUCCUUUAUGAACAGCAGUUUACAUAAAUGCUAGAUGAUUUUGCAGAUAUUGUGAGACAUCACAUUUAUUGCACGCUAAUCUGUUCUCCUCAGGCACAGAAAUGUACUUCUGCCCUGAAUUCUUCCAUACGGGCGAGUACUAUGGAAAGCCGGCGACGGUGUACUCGCUCGGGGUGCUGUUUUUCGCCAUGUUGUGCGGAAAUUUCCCCAGCGUCCAUGACCUGGACCAGAUAAAUGAGAGGAGGUGGUGCAAAGACGGCUUGACUAUAGGUGAGAUCUUCAUCAGACCAACUGUAGUUCUGAAUGAUAGAAAACAGAACGAGUGCUUUGAUAAAAGAAUUGAAUAA